Impatiens glandulifera is the source of this 2489-nucleotide messenger RNA. RefSeq names its product MND1-interacting protein 1-like. The coding region runs from base 133 to 2286 and encodes 717 amino acids. Lineage: Eukaryota; Viridiplantae; Streptophyta; Magnoliopsida; Ericales; Balsaminaceae. The transcript has 3 exons. The record is from RefSeq and is a predicted model, not a curated record.
UCUCUAUCUAUCUAUCUCUCUCUGUUUUGCUCUUGCUUCUUCGCCUUGUCCAGUGUGCAUCUCGAUGAUCAUCAAUUAUCGAUCUUGAAUUCAUCUGGUUCUCCAUUUCCACCCCCUUCUUCUCUAUAUUCAAUGGGCUGCACAGUUGGAGAAAAGCAUAUCCGAGCCAAUCGGAAAACUCGAUCAUUGAUCAGAACGGAUGUCGGAAACAACAACAACAACGCCGACAACAAACCAUCGGUUCCUUCCGCCAGUUUGGAAUCGGGUAUCGGAUCAGUUAAUUAUCAAUUUGCUGCUGAUGGAUCGGUUGAGGAUACAGAUGUAAGUACAAAUUUUGAUUUAGUGGAUGAAACUGGCUGGGAAUAUUUUUCUGAAGGACAGUUGGAGGAAAUCUUGUUGACAAAUUUAAAGUUUUUAUAUAAAGAAGCUUUGUCGAAGCUUAUUGGGUUGGGUUAUGAUGAGAGUGUUGCUCUAAAGGCUAUUUUGAUGAGAGGACAUAGCUAUGGACAAAGUGAUGUUUUGACUAAUAUUCUUCAUAACUCAUUAAGCUAUUUAAAUGGAAGUAUGUCCAUGGUUUCUGAUGAUAGUUCACCUUAUUUUACUGAUUUAAGGCAGUUGGAGGAGUACUCUCUUGCUGCAUUAGUUUGCUUUUUGCAAAGAGUUAAGCCUAAUCUGAGUAAAGGGGAUGCAAUGUGGUGUCUUCUAGAGAGUAACCUUCAUUUGGCACGAGCUAGUGCUAUGGAUUUUCCUGGUAUUCCAACAUCUGCCAACAAUGGACCCAGCAAUCCUGCUCCCAGCAAUAAUACAGUGGGUAUGAGUACCGGCCCUGCUGAGUUUUCCCCAGAUUUAUGUAGGUUUCAUGGAGGAUGGGGAUUUGGAAAUGGUGGUACUUCUGAGUUUCCUUCUAAUGGAUAUAGCUCUUCUUAUGCAUCAGAAGGGGGGACUAUGCAGAAAGAGAUUGAAUGUCCAAAGAGAUAUAACCUAACGCCUUCAAUGAAAUCCUUGUUGAAAAGGAAUGUUGCAUUGUUUGCUGCUGGUUUUAGGGCUAAUUCGAGACAGUCACAGGUUUCCCCAAGCACUCUAGCAGCUAUGGACAACCCUGGAACCCUGAAUGUCCAUAAAAAGGAGGAGGAGCAUCAAGUUUCAAGUAGCCAGGAUGUUGUAACAGCAGUAUUGAGUAAGUUUCGUGAACUUAAUCUCGACGAGGGUACCGAUAGUGUGUCAGAAGAUCAAAAGGAUGAAGUGAUAUUAAAUUUGAUUAGUCAGAUUAAGGAUCUUGAGAAACAGGUGAAGGAGAGGAAGGAGUGGGCUCAACAGAAAGCUAUGCAGGCUGCAAGAAAGCUGAGCAAUGAUCUUACAGAACUGAAAAUGUUAAGAAUGGAAAGGGAAGACAUCCUACGAAUGAAGAAAGGGAAGCUACCACUUGAUGACACUACGAUGAAGCGUUUCUCCGACAUGGAGACUGCUCUGAGAAAGGCAAGUGGUCAAGUGGAUCGAGCAAAUGCUGCUGUUCGAAGGCUUGAAGUUGAGAAUGCGGAAAUUAGAGCAGAGAUAGAAGCAUCUAAGUUAAGCGCGUCUGAGUCAGUUAAUGCAUCUAUGGAAGUUGCAAAGCGUGAGAAGAAGUCUCUUAAGAAGCUUUCUGCCUGGGAAAAGCAGAAAACUAAGUUACAGGAGGAAAUUGCAGCUGAGAAGCAGAAGAUAUCCGAGUCCCAGAAACAGUUGGUUCAGAUCGAGGCUGCUCAAAAGGAGGCUGAGGAGAGGUUGAGGAAGGAAGUGAAAGCUAAAGAGUAUGCAGAAGUGAAAGUUGAGGAAGAAAGGCGGCUUAAGGAAGAAACAGAGGCAAGUAACAAAAGGAAGCUUGAAUCAUUGCGUUUGAAGAUCGAAAUAGACUUCCAUCGUCACAAGGACGAUAUCCAAAGGCUCGAACAGGAAUUGUGUAAUCUGAAAGCAUCUUCAAAUAACAACAAUAAUGCAGCAGCAGCAACUUAUCUUCAGAACAAUAAUAGUAAUAUCAAAUCAAACAAAGGAGAAGGAGGAAAGAAGAUGACACAAGAAGAAUCAAUUGCAAAGAUGCUUAAUGACCUGGAUGAAGAAGUAGUAGCAAUUGACAGGAAAUGCUUGAUCUGUACUAAAGAGGAAGUUUCGGUUGUCUUUCUUCCAUGUGCUCAUCAGGUUCUUUGUUCGAGAUGCAACGAUGAUCAUGGGAAGAAGAAGGGGAAAACUACUUGUCCUUGCUGCAGGGCUCCGAUUGAACAGAGGAUUCGGGUUUAUGGAACAUCUUCGUAAGUGAAUUUGAAAUUUCAUUUUACAUACUCCAUCUCAAAACUUCUUUUUUUGGUUUUUUUGAAAAAAAAAAAGUGAAUGUUUUUUAUUACAAAUACAACUGUGUUAAAAAGAUUGGAAAAUAAUAAACUUUUUUGGUACAAUUGGAUAUUAAUACUGUUUAUGGAUGAUGGUAAGACUUGAAAGGAUUUUUUAUUUUAUUUUUA